Molecule: messenger RNA, 664 nt
Organism: Truncatella angustata
Lineage: Eukaryota; Fungi; Ascomycota; Sordariomycetes; Amphisphaeriales; Sporocadaceae
Product: heat shock factor-binding protein
Exons: 2
Coding region: 186-410 (74 amino acids)
Biological process (GO): cellular heat acclimation
Cellular component (GO): cytosol; nucleus
Molecular function (GO): transcription corepressor activity
Source: RefSeq, a predicted model, not a curated record
CUUGGUAGCUCUUGCGGGGAGGAGUACUCCCUCCGAGAAAGUUGUCUGCGCAUUCUUCACGAGGCAGCAAGCGACAGAACGAACAAGAGCAGUACGCGGUCACCUGAAGAAUCCGUCCGUCUUUAUCACCGAUUUCCCAGCGAGAAAACUGCACUGCACUCAAACCACCCGACGACAGUCCCACAAUGUCCUCCAAGAAAAGCGAAACACCCGACAAGGCACCCGCCAAUUCCUCGGACGAGCUCACGGCGGUUGUCGAAGACCUGCUGAACUCGCUAUCCAACAAGUUCGCCGGCGUUUCCACCGAGAUCUUCGCCAAGAUGGACGAGAUGUCCCGGCGCCUAGACAACCUCGAAACGGCUUUGAAGGCGCAGCAGGACACUCCCAAUUCCUCCACCUCGACCAAGUAAUUGGAAAGCUGUACGAAACCAGAAAUGAAUUACGAGUAGAAAGAGCGGCAACUUUGGCGUUUGGGGAGCAAAACUAGAAUUACAGGAGUUGCGGUUUGCGACGAGUACCCUACACUACGUUAUGUCAUGCAAGGAAUGGUUAGAACUGAACCAGUGCAACCGUUCUCAAGUCUGACCAGGCAAUUCGUUGCGGAAACGAUGCCGGUUGGCAAUACAUGUAUACUGAAGAGACGUUCAAACGACUAGGGUCAUGG